GUUCUGUAAGAAUAAAUUAGCAUUGAUUAAGUUCAAAAAUUUUAGGUAGGGAGGAGAAUUGGGAAGCUAGCAAGGUAUUCCCCUAAAACUUACAACGCUAUCUGAACAUUUUUAUUUCAUUAAAGUCUUCUAAUUUGCUUUUGUAUAGAAUUUAUGGUGCCAUAUAGACUCUCCCUUAUUAUCAAGUAGCCAAUAGGUAAUAUUUAAGGUUUUUAGAAAAUUUCAAAAACUUUCUGAAAUAAAUUAUUAGAGUCUCUUCUUGUAUCUGAAAGAGAGCCUUCUCUAGUGCAAAUAACUCAGAUUUAAUGGUACUUUUUAUUGCUCAUUUUACAAUGGUUAUCCCCUCUUUCUGAGUUUUUAGCUAACCAAGGUCAAUUUUUCAAGUUUUUCUUAGAGAUCAUCGUUUAGUCUUUUCAAUUCUAUUCUCAAUUGAUGUAAGGCUGCUUGCCAGCUUAGGUAGCAGGACUAAGACUAUGUUAGCAUAUAUGCAGUCUUCCUCUCUGAUAAUGGUCUACAACUUUUUUAAGUACCACACUAGAUGUUUCGAUUUGAUUGAAAAUGUAAUCAUAACGAAACUGAGGUUAUUUAAAUUGUCUAACCAAAUUCAAAAAAUGUUAGCUCUGCUCUUUCAUCUUUACAUGGUGACUUGCUUAAACCCUCUAAAAGGGCGAGGCAAUAAGGCUAAGCAUCCUUUGUAAGUAUUAUAAAAGAUUUCUCAACUAUAAAAAGAUGGUAAAGGUUACUUCUUAAAAGACUCUGAAAGGUAUUUGUCUCAUAAUUCUUCACUUGCGACUUCAGCCUCAUCUCCAGACUAAUAAAUAUUCUGACUGUGUUGAGUUUUGAAAUUAAAGCAACUUGCAAACAAAUUUUAAUUAAAAAGUUGUACAUUUAGAACAAAUGUAUUAAGGUUUUUAUGUUUGGGCAGGAGGCUUAAGCUCACAAGUCAUGCUUCUUCUUUAUAUUUUCAAGAGUCUGAGCUUGACUAGCACAAAGCUUUUAAGAGUCAUAAAAAUUUGAACUUUGUCAUCAAUGUUCAUAAACUUUGCAAAGAUUACUUACUUUUUAGGACAUUUUUGGGAAGACUGGUAUUUUAAAGCAAUUCUGGGCUAAAAGAAGCUUAAUUUUUCAUAAAUAUUUAAUUUUAAAGCAAAAUAAAGUCUCUUGUGAUUCAUCGAAGCACUGAAAAUUAAUGGGGUGGUCUACUAAUCCUGGAAUUUUUAGUGGAAUUAGUGAAGUGAAAUACUUAAUUUCUUGAGAAUUUUAUAAAAUUAUUCAAUGAUAAUCAAUAAGGCAACGAGGAAAGUUCUAUUAACUCUCGACUUUCACACCCAAGCGACAAGAGAGAAUAAUGCUCAAUUAAGCCAAGACCUGUCUGCUGCAGAUAAAGAAACCCCUCAACUUGAAGAGGAGAAGCAUAAGGCAGAUAAUUCAAAGAGAAAAGCAUUGGAUACCGAGCCAGUUAUGUCUAGAGGUCAUGAUUCAAAUGCUAACCAUCAAAUAAAAUAUGAAUCUUUGAAGGAAUCAGCAGAAGCCAAGAAAGGUGCUAAUGGCGGAAAAAAAAAUAAAGUGAGGCCAGCCAACUUUAGUCUCGAGCAGAAAGAAGUUCUUUACUCUUGGCUUGAGAACAACAUUGAGUGCCCAAUCCCGAGGAAUCAGGAGUUGAAAUAACUUGGCAAUAUGUUCAGGACUGUCUCAUGCCCAGAUAAAACUAUGGUGUACUAACGUUAGAAGAAGAAAUUUAGUUGUAAUCAGAAGCAGUGAUGAGACUAUGUCACUAAAAUGCGAUAAAACUAUCAAGUUGAGAAGAGAAACAAUGAAGAAGAAUGAGAGGAAAGUGAAAAGAAAAAACAUUGAUGAGUCAGAGUCCGAGAUAGACAGAUCAGAUUUAUAUCAGUUCAUGUAG
This is a messenger RNA of Moneuplotes crassus, 1903 nucleotides long. NCBI's taxonomy places the organism in Eukaryota, Ciliophora, Spirotrichea, Euplotida, Euplotidae. The record is from the annotation of a GenBank genome assembly.